Messenger RNA from Amyelois transitella, 902 nucleotides. It is a transcript of the gene Ssu72, whose product is annotated as RNA polymerase II subunit A C-terminal domain phosphatase SSU72. Gene Ontology annotation, cellular component: mRNA cleavage and polyadenylation specificity factor complex; nucleus. NCBI's taxonomy places the organism in Eukaryota, Metazoa, Arthropoda, Insecta, Lepidoptera, Pyralidae. The record is from RefSeq and is a predicted model, not a curated record. The transcript has a single exon. Gene Ontology annotation, biological process: termination of RNA polymerase II transcription. Gene Ontology annotation, molecular function: RNA polymerase II CTD heptapeptide repeat phosphatase activity. Bases 282 to 860 code for a protein of 192 amino acids.
UACGUCAACCACAAAAAACAAAAAUUGAGUUGAAUAGCUAACCAGUGCCAGCGCGUCCUUAAUAUAUUUUUAAUUUUACUGUAACUUUAUCUGAUUUAUUGUUAAAACCUGCUUCUAAGUAGAACAAAUUAUCUGAUGAAAUCACUGUAUUGAAUUGACCAACAUCGUAUAAGUAUCGGAAGUAAAUCUGAGCGUACAAUCUACAUUUGAUGAAAAUACCAAAGAUUCCUUGAAAUGUUUUCAUAAAUUGUUUAUGAUAUAUUUUUAAAUAAUCCAUUAAAAUGGGCGAUAUAUACAUUGCUGUUGUAUGUUCUUCCAAUAUGAAUCGUAGCAUGGAGGCUCAUGCCUUUCUUGUGAAAAAGGGCUUCAAAGUAAAAUCUUUUGGAACAGGCGAGAAAGUCAAAUUACCCGGAGCUUCCGCUGAUCGACCUAACUGUUACGAGUUCGGUGUACCAUAUGAUGAUAUUUACAAUGACUUACUUGAAAAAGACAAAGGUUACUACACUCAAAAUGGUUUACUGCAUAUGUUGGAUCGGAACCGGAGGAUAAAACCGUGCCCAGAAAAAUUUCAAGUUUCUACGGAACGAUUUGAUGUCAUUAUAACAUGUGAAGAAAGGGUAUAUGACCAAGUUAUUGAAUGGUUUGGUGCAAGAAGAUCAGUGUUCAACCAGCCUGUUCAUGUUAUCAAUAUAGAUAUUCAAGAUAAUCAUGAAGAAGCAACAAUUGGCGCUUUUUUAAUUAGUGACAUGGUUACAAAAAUGGCACAAAGUGAGGAUUUGGACAAUGACAUAGAUGAAUUAUUACAUGAUUUUGAAGCUAAGUGCCACAGACCAAUUUUGAACUGUAUCAUGUUUUACUGAUUGCAAAUAAUUUGACAUCAAUAAAAUUAUUAUGUAAUUCUA